This is a messenger RNA of Helicoverpa armigera (cotton bollworm), 830 nucleotides long. Its product is annotated as calphotin. NCBI's taxonomy places the organism in Eukaryota, Metazoa, Arthropoda, Insecta, Lepidoptera, Noctuidae. The coding region runs from base 146 to 709 and encodes 187 amino acids. The record is from RefSeq and is a predicted model, not a curated record. The transcript has 2 exons.
CGUUGAUAUCAAUUUAUUUGUACCAUAAAUGCAAUUAUGACUCAGAUAAAAUGAUAAAAAGUUUAGUAUAAAACCUCUAGUAUAAAAAGAAGAAGCAUAAUUCAAAUUACAUCUUCCUUGAUCAACGCAAUCAACAAAGACAAAAAUGAAAUUCUUCAUUGCCUUCGCUGCCCUCGUGGCCCUCGCCGUCGCCAGUCCGGUGACCAAGCCCGUGAACGCUGAGCUCGCUCAGCUGGAGGCCAUCAUCGCCGCCAUCAACAGCCCCAACACCGACCCCGCCACCGCCGCCCUCCUGGAACAGCAGCUCUUCGACAUCAUCAGCGCCGUCAACCCCAUCGAAGUCGGACCCGUCAUCAUCCCUGAGCCUGUGAUCAAGCCCGAGCCCGUUGACAUCUCCCCCGUCAUCGUCGCUCCCCAGCCCGAUGGUGGUGCUGUCUCCAACCCCAUUGUUCCCUCCCCUGUGGUUAUCGGUGAGAUCCCCGCUGGUGCACCCGCUCCCUUGGUCCAGAUCAUCGUGAACAUCAAGAACGCUAACACCCCCGUCGGCCCCGCCAUAGUGCCCACCCCCGUCGAUGUCGUCGAUGUAGUCGAUGUUCCCGUUGAGCCCGUCGAUGUCGUGGAGGUCGCACCCGUCCCCGUGGAGCCCGUCAUCGUCGAGACCCCCAUCAUUCCCGAGGGUGCCGUCAUCCUCCCUGAGGAACUCAACUAAGCGCUGAGCACACUUCAGUAGUACUCUCUUCACUAAGAAUUGGUAACAACACCUUUGCAAUGUUAUAACGAUAUGUACAUUUUUGGUUCUUGUUGAAUUCGUAAUAAAUUCUGUUAUAAUA